Messenger RNA from Torulaspora delbrueckii, 984 nucleotides. It is a transcript of the gene NEJ1, whose product is annotated as Nej1p. The record is from RefSeq and is a predicted model, not a curated record. The transcript has a single exon. The coding region runs from base 1 to 984 and encodes 327 amino acids. NCBI's taxonomy places the organism in Eukaryota, Fungi, Ascomycota, Saccharomycetes, Saccharomycetales, Saccharomycetaceae.
AUGGAGUACAAUGCCUUGAUAACGUUGGUAACCGAUAGAAAUGUUGAAACUAAUUGGUCUACUUCUACAGUAAGUAAACUGAACCAUUUCACUUGCGCUUUAGCGCUACCGACCGACACAAUCCUGUUUUGUUUCAUACCUGUAUUGCUAAGUGAACCAUAUGUUGCCUCAAUUCCUUUUCAUAGCUUACAAGAUCAGUGUCAAAAGCAAGGCUUCUUGGAUAAAUCAAUCGGCCAAAUACAGAAACAUCUGCGUUCUCAAACUAUCAAGUUAUCUUCUGGAUUGAGCUUCGAGAAAAAGGGCAAGAUCAUAGAAUUAUCACUGAGCAUAUCGUCCGCGCUAAAAGUUCUAUUAAAGGCUGAAAUUAUUGAUACUGAUGGCAAUUUGUCAUUUAUGUUACUUCGAAGGCUACUGGAUGAUGUCCUGAGCAGUAGCGAUUUACUGCGAAAACAGUCGACUAGUAUGGAGAAAAUGAUAGAUGACAAAGAUAGGGCGCUUUCCUUCUUACGAGACCACCUAGAAGAGUCAUAUGAUGGACAAGCCUUAAACAGGUGGGCCCCAAAGGGUUCCCAUAAUUACCAAGCGUUGGAAAAGUUUGAAAAUGCUAAUGUCAAGAGAGCCAUCUUCGAAAGUUCAGAUGAUACAUCUUUGGAUCAAGCUGAGGUCAUGGAAGUGGCCGAUGUUUUAUUCACGAUGAAGAGAGAAUUGAAAGACUACAAGAAGCUACAUCCGACUUCCCCAUCCAAGAAGAAGAAAGCGGUAAAGAUGAAUUCUGAUUUCGCACCUAUCCAGGAAUCCGUUGUGUUCAACCAUAAACCACCUGAAAAUAAUGUGAAUGUAAAAUUUGAGCCGACCCCGUCUUUGGUCAAGUCAGAAUCUCCUGUAAAGCUGGAGAGCCCAGUUUCUGGCCGUGACUCAUCAGAAUCGCCAAGCAGAAAGCGCAAGUUUAGGAAAGUCAAAAUAUCGAAAGGGUCAGCUCCCUAA